UGGGGUCGCCCUGGAACCAGGACCUUCCUCCGUCCCAGAAGUCCUGUCCUGUCCUUUGCAAGCAUCAAUACUGUCAGGCAGAACCAGCAGGACCUGUAGAGCAGUGCCCCAGAUCCUUGGGCUGCAGGCUCUGGGCGCCCCCCCUCCCCAUCAGCAGCACUGCGCCAUCCACGCCGGCCCAAGUGCCACAUCACUGCGCCCUCCUGCAGUGCCUGAGCCUACCAUGCCUCUGGCACCGCUGCUUCUAGCUUUGCUGGCCUCGUUGGCUGCUGCUGUGCACCCUGGCUGCAUGUCUGGCCAGGGCACCGCUGGUGAAUGCCACAGGCUGGACACUGCAGAUCGUGCCACCUGCGUGGACCUGCACCUCAGAACCUGUGCUGAUGCCAUGUACAACCACACAGCCUUCCCUACACCGCUGGAGCACCGGUCGUGGGAGGCGGUGGAGUCCAGCCCUGAGUACAUGCUGCUGGGCGUGCUGCACUUUCUCCUGGAGGGCCAGUGCAACCCUGACCUGCGGCUGCUGGGCUGUGCUGUGCUGGCCCCCCGCUGUCAGGGGGGCCACGUGCGCAGGCCCUGCCGGCAUGUCUGUGAGAACCUGAGGGAGGCCUGCAAGCCAGCCUUUGAUGCCAUUGACAUGGCUUGGCCCUACUUCCUGGACUGUGCCCACUACUUUGCCCAGGAGGAGGAAGGCUGCUAUGACCCUCUGGAGCAGCUCCGGGGAGACCUGGAUGUUGAGGAGGUGCUACCUUCGGGCCUGCCAUCCACCUUCAUUCGCUUUGCCCACCACCCCUACGCCCAGAUGGUGAGGGUGCUGAAGCGGACAGCGGCUCGCUGCCCCCAGGUGGCUAAGACCUACAGCAUUGGGCGCAGCUUCGACGGCAAGGACCUGCUGGUCAUCGAGUUUUCUGGCCGCCCAGGCCAGCAUGAGCUGAUGGAGCCCGAGGUGAAGCUCAUCGGGAACAUCCAUGGCAACGAGGUGGCAGGACGGGAAAUGCUCAUCUACCUGGCCCAGUACCUGUGCUCCGAGUACCUGCUGGGCAACCCCCGCAUCCAGCGCCUCAUAAACACCACCCGCAUCCACCUGCUGCCCUCCAUGAACCCUGAUGGCUAUGAGGUGGCGGCAGCAGAGGGUGCUGGCUACAAUGGCUGGACAAGCGGCAGGCAGAACGCACAGAACCUGGAUCUGAACCGCAACUUCCCGGAUCUGACAUCCGAGUACUACCGGCUGGCCUCCACCCGUGGCGUGCGCACCGACCACAUCCCUAUCUCAGAGUACUACUGGUGGGGUAAGGUGGCCCCUGAGACGAAGGCAAUCAUGAAAUGGAUUCAGACCACCCCCUUUGUGCUCUCUGCUAGCCUGCAUGGGGGUGACCUCGUGGUGUCCUAUCCCUUUGACUUCUCCAAGAACCCUCAUGAAAAGAAGAUGUUUUCUCCCACGCCUGACGAGAAGAUGUUCAAGCUACUGGCUAGAUCCUAUGCAGACGUGCACCCCAUGAUGAUGGACAGGUCGGAGAACAGGUGUGGGGGCAACUUCCUGAAGAGGGGGAGCAUCAUCAACGGGGCAGACUGGUACAGCUUCACAGGAGGCAUGUCUGACUUCAACUACCUGCACACCAACUGCUUUGAGAUCACCGUGGAGCUGGGCUGCGUGAAGUUCCCGCCCGAAGAGGCGCUCUAUGGACUGUGGCAGCACAACAAGGAGCCACUGUUGAACUUCUUGGAGAUGGUACACCGGGGCAUCAAGGGUGUGGUGAUGGACAAAUAUGGCAAGCCAGUCAAAAAUGCGCGGGUCUCAGUGAAGGGCAUCCGCCAUGAUGUCACCACAGCCCCAGAUGGUGACUACUGGAGGCUGCUGCCCCCAGGCUCCCACAUCGUAAUCGCCCAAGCCCCUGGCUACUCCAAGGUCAUGAAGAGAGUCACCAUCCCCUUGCGGAUGAAGAGGGCUGGCCGCGUGGACUUCAUCCUCCAGCCUCUGGUGAUGGGCCCCAAAAAGUUCCUUCCUGGACAUCAGAAAGCUGUAUCUGGCUCUCAGGAUCCACUGAGAGAGCCCACGGAGCCAGAUCUCGAGCCCCCGAGGACACGCAGGCAGCCAGCAGCUGACGGAAGCAAGCCGUGGUGGUGGUCCUACUUCACAUCACUGAGCCCCUAUAAGCCACGCUGGCUGCUCAAGUACUAGUGUCAUGCCCCAGGCCAUCCUCACGUCCUGGGAUCUUGGCUGUUGAUUCUUGUUCAUGGACACCAGAUACCGCACAAACCUAAUACAGCUUAAUAAAAUGUUUUUGUCCA
Jaculus jaculus (lesser Egyptian jerboa) is the source of this 2286-nucleotide messenger RNA. It is a transcript of the gene Cpz, whose product is annotated as carboxypeptidase Z. The transcript has 12 exons. The coding region runs from base 224 to 2176 and encodes 650 amino acids. Gene Ontology annotation, molecular function: zinc ion binding; protein binding; metallocarboxypeptidase activity. NCBI's taxonomy places the organism in Eukaryota, Metazoa, Chordata, Mammalia, Rodentia, Dipodidae. The record is from RefSeq and is a predicted model, not a curated record. Gene Ontology annotation, biological process: proteolysis.